This is a messenger RNA of Mytilus trossulus (common blue mussel), 678 nucleotides long. RefSeq lists its product as uncharacterized. NCBI's taxonomy places the organism in Eukaryota, Metazoa, Mollusca, Bivalvia, Mytilida, Mytilidae. Bases 25 to 594 code for a protein of 189 amino acids. The transcript has 6 exons. The record is from RefSeq and is a predicted model, not a curated record.
UUCUCUUUCAGACUUGAAGUUGUGAUGGUUCCAGCUAAGUUUGAAUUUAUUGAGUAUGAGGAUGUGCCAUUGCUUGAAACUGUUUCAUGGAAAGAUACUGCCUUGCUAGUGUUAGUAAUAACGUUGUUCUGGAUUUCUUUUCAACAGUUCAUGACAGUUCGGAGAGCAAAUAGAGAAUUCGGGAGCAUUAUCUUCCAGUGUACGUAUGGUUAUGACGAAGUUGCGAGUAUCUCAAAUUUUUACACAGAAACGGAGCAAAAGUUCCUCGAGUUGGAAAAAAGAUCCAACGUGUUGAAUUCUAGAUUUGAAAAGAUAAAAGAAAAAGUACCGUUACAAGAUGACCGUGAUCAAAUACAAGAGGAUGUGGAAUAUCUUAAGAAAAGCUGGUUUAACCAAUAUUCAGCUUUUAGCCUUCUUGAUGUGGAUCUGCUGGGAACCGGAUACGAUGGAGAUUUGAAGCACGAGUUGAACGCUAUCAGAGGUGAUUUUGAUGUAGAAGUGGGUGCAAUAGAAAUGUCAAUGCAUGGAGAUUCGCUGUUACUGAAAGAUAUCACCAGGGAUGUUCAAAUGUUGGAAAGUUAUUUUGGGCAAUGAAAAGGAAGUAAAGAAAAGAUGGAAACAUUAUACUGUACAUUUUGAUUCUUUUUUUGGCAAUUUAAAAUAAAUAAGUUGUUACUG